CCACCUCACACGGAUCUACCAAAAGUUUUGAUUCAAAACUACAUUGCACUCUUCCAACAACACAAACCAUCAUAAGUCAUGCUGUCUGUUCACCCGACUCAAAAUUGAGCCCCAAUCGGCACAAAAACUGGUCCGACUCUACAGUGCGCCGUGCGUGUUGACGCCACCUGCGAACGCCAUGGGCUCCCCGAGUGCGUGCGAUGAAUGCGGCAAGAAGUUCAAGGUGUUUGGCCUCAAGAAGAAGUGCAAACACUGCAUGGACGUUGUGUGCAAGGGCUGUCUGGCCGCCCACCUCGAGCUCAAGCACACGCAUCUGAACGCUCCGCCUCGCGGCCUGCGACGUCGCAAGUCGCUCGAGAUUUUCGACGCGACAGGCAACGACGACCAGGAGCUGCAGUUCCUGUCCCCUAUUGGCUCUCCGGACUUGGAGCUCGAAUACGCAGACCCAGAGUCUCCCGACGUGCUGGACGGCGUGGAAGGAGUGGAUGCGGUGAGUGACGAGGAGGACGACGGGGAUUUCUUGGACUACGACGCGGAGGACGACGCCGAAGACGACGAGCUGAUCAUGACGACGCUAGCGAGACAGUCCUCUAUUGAGGAGGAGGAGAUUCAACACCGCGAGAUGAACAAGAUCCAGGGAGCUGUGGCGACGUGGGCGAUUAAGGAGAAACAGGCGAAAAUGGACAUGAGAGUCAGCAAGAAAGAGAGCUACUGCUCCAUGGCCCCUGUCUUCCAAGAGGUCUGUGACUAUGAGAACUGCAGUGUGUUUGCAGUGAGCUACGCAGUCAUGGCCACAGUGGUGGUUUGGGCGGUGUUUGGACUGCUACUGGCUCUGUACCUGCGUGCACGGAGCUUGCCAGUGGGGUUCAGCUACGUGCUCUAAAUGCUGUUGGGUGGAGACAAAUUUGGGCCUCAAUGUCCAGAAUGAAAGUUACAUGUAAGCUAAUUGAAGAAAUACGACAGUCUUUGGUCGCGUUUGGGAGCUGCACCACGCGGAAUCUGGUUGAAAAUUUCCAAAUGUUUGGAUCACGUUCUCAAUAUCUGACGCUUCGUUAAAUUACCCCUAAUUAGACAGGUUUCGUGCAAUCAAGCUGCCACUCGA
Phytophthora nicotianae INRA-310 is the source of this 1102-nucleotide messenger RNA. RefSeq lists its product as hypothetical. The transcript has a single exon. The record is from RefSeq and is a predicted model, not a curated record. The coding region runs from base 179 to 883 and encodes 234 amino acids. Gene Ontology annotation, molecular function: metal ion binding. Lineage: Eukaryota; Oomycota; Peronosporomycetes; Peronosporales; Peronosporaceae.